CUUUUUCCUCUGCUUGAUUCAACCUUGAAUGUUCCACGUGCCAUAACAAGUUUUCUAUCACAAUCACGCAGAGCCUCAUUGACCAUAUCUGAGAUGUCUUUUGUUGACAGAACUCAAUUGAACUCGUCAUGAAGCAAUUGACGGGCCAUGUAACACAGAGAACCCAUCGCCUGGAUACAACUCUAAGGAUCCACUAUCACGACUUCAACACGACUUUUGAGAUGCUUCAUGUCCAAAUUCUCGAGCUUUCGACUUCACCACCCUCGAUCUGUUCAACCUUUUGUCCAACGGCAUUCCAUUGGCGAAAAGAAUCGGUCAAAUUCUGUCAACAAUUGAUUGGAUAAUGCUUGGACAAAUGUAGCAUGAUUGCAUCCAUUGCAAUGGGUCUUUUCAGUGCAUACGGCAUUUCUUCCUUAUUUCUCGCCCCUCCCCCGCUUGCUACUACCGACCAGUCACCACAAGAGAAUUCGCGAGGACCGUUGAUCUAAUCGUUGCGUCUGAGCCGAUAUGGUUCAUCGAAGACUAUCGUAGAGACCGAUAUGGGUAGAUUACGAGCCGAAAUGAAAUGCCCAAUCCUGAUCUUCGGGUUGUCCAAAGUCUUUGCAAGGUUGACAUCGACUAAGAAAGAUGCUCUCUCGAAUUUCCACAUAUGUCUCAUGGUAGCCUGAGCCAUGAGGGAAACGACCAGCCACAUGAGCACUCGACAUUGGGAAAAUAUUCAUCACUGAUCAUAUCAAUACCUUCUUCGCCUGGCCUAAACCCCUACACUCUGCAUAUGCUGCACAGCCGGACCAACGCUCGUUGUAGGAGGUCCCUUACAAACCCGGCCUGUCAACCGGCAACCACGAAUGGAGACGUUACCCCGGCUAUGCGCAGCUUCUGGGCUGCAGCUAUGCUGUAUGGUGACAGUUCUGGAGUCUGCGACAACGGCGCCCCUUUGACGUUGCUAUCAUGAGCCACUGUGACACGUCUUCAACGGUUCCUGUCGCUACCCGCCACUCAGAACCUGAAGUCGUCACUUAACUCUUCAAGAGCUGUCACGGUUUAUGCACAUCCGAUACGGGUAGUUGCUUCUUUCGAAAUCCGUUGUAACUUUCUCUUCUGUCUUACUGUUACUGCGUCCCCGGACCUGGGAUGUCCUUGAGCGACGUCCGAUCAGCGUCGGCAUCAAACGAGCACCAUCCUGGCUCAUCCACCUCGCGAUCUUGUUAGUUGCGCAUCACUUGCGAUGAUCGUGUCUUGUUAUGCCUUGAAUGGCAAGUCCUACCACGAAAUCCGGGGGCCUAUCACCUAGGUGGCAUGACUUGCGAGCCCUGCGUUGCGAGCUGUGCGUCAGAUUUAGUUCAAGCUGCUGUGCUUCAAUCAUUUAGUCUCCUGGAGAUCAUUAAGUCGACUGAUCUCCCCGCCUCACAUUGAUCGAUUUGAGGCCAUGAAAGCGAGAUGAACCGGUGGAUGAUGACCGGAACCGAAUACUGACGCGAGAUUCGUCGAGAUUGGAAAGAGAUGAAAGAUGACUGACUUGUUUCUCCACAAGAAGCCAGGUGCCUUUGUUUUGCAGUACAUUGCAUUUGCAUUGCAUGACAAGGCGGAUGUCGUCCUCCAACAGCGCAUCCGCUUGCCCACUCACAAAGCCAUCAGGACUUGACUCGGACCUUUGGUUCGUUCUGUGUGCUAAACUAUUCGGCGAAAGACGAACAAGUUGCGAAGGCACAGUCCUGACUGCAACAUGACUAUCCAAGCGUACAUAUCUCGGAAUACUACAAAUAGUACGUACUUAUCAUCUACACGCCUCCCCUGCCAUGAUACCCUCCAUCACGCAUGGACAACUCAGCGCCGUUGCGUGCGGUAAGGCGUGGCCCAGGCACACGGAGGGGAAGAUGCAACUUCGUGCAGGGGGGUUCGAUGAUGGGGCACCGUCUAAUAGGACGACAAGCUUAAAUAGAGAUGCAAAGUAGAUGGAUUUUUUUCUUUUCUGCGAAGAUGGUGUGAAUGGUAUGCGCUGGACUUGAGGCUUUGCCGACGGAACGAUUGAUAUCCAAUUAGCCAAUCUAUCUCGCAACUCCAGCCAUUUACACAUACCAAGCUAUUUACCCAAUGCAGAAGGAGUUCUCUCAGGAAAUAUCUCAGAAUAUCUCACUUUUGAUUUGCUAACA
Fusarium odoratissimum NRRL 54006 is the source of this 2153-nucleotide messenger RNA. RefSeq lists its product as uncharacterized. The transcript is spliced from 2 exons. The record is from RefSeq and is a predicted model, not a curated record. NCBI's taxonomy places the organism in Eukaryota, Fungi, Ascomycota, Sordariomycetes, Hypocreales, Nectriaceae. Bases 650 to 955 code for a protein of 101 amino acids.